Molecule: messenger RNA, 4335 nt
Organism: Lodderomyces jiufengensis
Lineage: Eukaryota; Fungi; Ascomycota; Pichiomycetes; Serinales; Debaryomycetaceae
Gene: ECM17
Product: sulfite reductase (NADPH) subunit beta
Exons: 1
Coding region: 1-4335 (1444 amino acids)
Biological process (GO): sulfate assimilation
Cellular component (GO): sulfite reductase complex (NADPH)
Molecular function (GO): iron-sulfur cluster binding; FMN binding; heme binding
Source: RefSeq, a predicted model, not a curated record
AUGGCUUUGAUUCAAGAAGAGUAUAUAUCCAAGGUCAUAAAUACAAUAGAUGGUAUUAAUUUUAUAACUCAACCAGCAAAAUCUGUCUCAUCACCUUUUUCAAAAUUAGUUUCAAAUUCAAAUAUUUUAAUAAAUACAAAUGAUCCAUAUUUAAUUAUUGAAAAUUAUUUAUUAGAUAGAACUAAUCAACAUAAAGAAUUAGAGCAAGAAGGUCAAGAUAAAGAAUUGGAGUUUGUUAGUAUAACUACUGAUGGUAAUACAUUAUUAAAAAAUUUACCAUUCUUAUCUGCAUCAUCUUUUAAAAAUAACAAAACUGUUAGUCAUGUCAGAAUCAAUAAUUUAGAUUAUCAUGUAGUCACAAGUUUAAAAGAUUUAAAAUAUCCUAUAUUAAUUUCACAAAAUUCAAAUGAUACUUAUAAAUUAUCAAAUUUAGCUUAUAAUUUAGCUGAGAAAUUAAAUAUUUCAGUUUUCCAUUUUUUUCCAGCAGAAUCGGGCUAUCAAUCAAAAGAAAAUAUUAAACAAUCAGAAGGAGUAUUAUUGAAAAAUUUAAAUGAUUAUUCAUUUGACAAGAUUGUAAGUAGUUUCGAAGUUCAACCUUUCGAAAUUUUAAAUAAACCUUCAAAACUGAAAAAUGCAUUACUUUAUUUAGGUCAAGUUAAUGACGAGUUAAUUCAAGCUGCAAAUAAAGAAGAUUUAUUGGUGAUAAAUAUAAAAGUCUAUCAACCAUUUUUAUUAAAUUCUUUACUUAAAUCCAUACCUGCAACUAUUGAGACAUUAACCAUAGCUGAACAAUCUACUGUUAAAUCUGCAUCAUUUUCACCUUUAUUACUUGAUUUUUUUGCAGAAUAUUCACAAUAUCAAACUUUGAAAAAUUUCACUAAAAUUGUGUCUGCAACUUUUGGACCAGUUGUUAAUUACACUAAAGCCAUUUCAAGUUUAAUUUCAAAUGUUGAAUCCGAAAAACCAGUACAGAAUUUAUAUUUUGGUGACUUACAAUCUGAUUAUGAAUCCAAAGCAUAUAAAAUUGAACAAACUGGAUAUACAACUGCUGCUUCUGAAGCUCACACUUUAGAACAAGCUUAUUUGAAAGUUUUAAAUCAAGUCAAUGAUAUUAACUUGAACAUUUUAAACGAGUUCCAAGCUGAUAAUAUCGGAUUAGAAACAAACCCUGAAUAUGGUUUUGGUUCAUUCUUAUAUGAGCAAGAACAACAAGAAAAUUUAACUAAAUUAGUCCAAUAUGCUUUAAAAGAAAAUAAUUUUCAUACAAACGAUAAUGAAAAAUUGAUAGAUUUAUUAACACAAUGGUUAUUACAAUUACAACAGAAAGGUCAGGUUGAACAAAGAAUUGCUCAAGAAAUUACUGAUUUAUUAAACACUGAUCAAAAAUCAACAAUUGCUAAAGAGCUUUUAGCAUUAUCCAAAUACUUCACAACUUUAAAAAAUUGGCUUAUUGGUUCGGAUGCUUGGUCAUAUGAUUUAGGUUCGUCAGGUGUUCAUAGUGUUAUUACUUCAGGUAAAAAUAUCAAUAUGUUAAUAAUAGAUUCUGAACCAUACAAUGAUAAAAAGAAUGAAAAAACAGUUAACGGAUUCAGAAAGAAAGACGUUGGGUUAUAUGCUAUGAAUCAUGGUGAUGUUUAUGUUGCCUCAGUUGCCGUAUAUUCUUCUUAUACUCAAGUUUUACAAGCUUUCAUUGAAGCAGAUAAAUUCAAUGGUCCUUCUAUCAUAUUAGCAUACUUACCAUACCAUAAAGAAUCAGACAACACAUUAGAAGUGUUACAAGAGACUAAAAAAGCAGUAGAUACUGGUUAUUGGCCGUUAUACAGAUAUGAUCCAUAUGCUGAAAAAGAGACUGAUAUCUUUAAAUUAGAUUCUUCAAAUUUAAGAAAGCAAUUAAGAGACUUUUUAGAUAACGAAAAUAGAUUAACAAUGCUUGCAGCAAGAGAUCCAUUAUUAUCUAGAAAUUUAACUGCCAACGCUAAUACUGAAGUCAAAAUCAAACAAGCUGAAAUUGCUAAUGAAUCAUAUGCUGCUUUAUUACAAGGUUUAUCAGGUCCUCCAUUAACUAUUGCUUUUGCUUCUGACGGUGGUAAUGCCGAAGCUAUUGCUAAAAAAAUUAAUAGACAAGCACUUGGAAGAGGUCUUAAAUCAGUUAUCUUACAAAUGGAUGAUAUUUCAAUGGAAGAUUUACCAAAUGAAACAAAUAUCGUAUUUGUUACUUCAACUGCAGGUCAAGGUGAGUUUCCAAAUAAUGGUAAACAAUUUUGGGAUGGUAUUAAAAAUUCAAAUGAUAUAGAUUUAUCAGGUAUAAAAUUCUCAGUAUUUGGAUUAGGUGAUUCCCAAUAUUGGCCAAGAAAAGAAGAUAAACAUUAUUAUAAUAAACCAAGUAAAGAUUUAUUUGGUAAAUUAAAAUUAUAUGGAGGUGUUGAAUUAGCAGAAAUUGGUUUAGGAGAUGAUCAAGAUGCUGAUGGAUAUUCAACUGGUUUUAAUGAAUGGAUAGUUAAAAUAUGGUCAGCAUUAGGUGUUGAUAAUGUUGAAGGAGUUGAAGAACCAAAACCAAUUACAAAUGAAGAUAUGAAAAUUGGAUCAGAUUAUCUUAGAGGUACCAUUGCUGAGGGUUUACAAGAUCAAUCUACUGGUUCAAUUUGUGCUGUUGAUCAACAGCUAACAAAAUUCCAUGGUAUUUAUAUGCAAGAUGAUCGUGAUGUUCGAGAAGAACGUAAAGCUCAAGGUCUUGAACCGGCUUAUGCUUUUAUGGUAAGAGUUAGAUUGCCAGGUGGUAUUGCUACUCCAAAACAAUAUUUGAAAAUGGAUGAAUUAGCUGAUGAAAGAGGUAACGGUACUUUAAAAUUAACUACUAGAGCUACUUUCCAAUUACAUGGUGUUGUUAAACAUGAUUUAAAACCAGCAAUUAGAGGUAUGAAUUCUGCAUUAAUGGAUACUUUAGCUGCUUGUGGUGAUGUUAAUAGAAAUGUCAUGGUUUCUGCAUUACCAGAAAACGCUAAAAUACAUGGUCAAGUUUCAGCUAUUGGUACUUUAAUUUCAAAUUAUUUAUUACCAAAUACAACUGCUUAUCAUGAAAUUUGGUUAGAAGGUGAAUUACCAUCAGAUAAACCAGGUGAUAAAGAAGCUUGGGAAAACCGUAAAGAUGGUCCAACUAAAAAGAAAACUUUAAUUGCAGGUAACGUUUUAGCUGAUGUUGAACCUCAAUAUGGUGUUACUUACUUACCAAGAAAAUUCAAAAUUGUUAUAACUGUUCCACCAUAUAAUGACGUCGAUGUAUAUGCUCAUGAUAUUGGUUUAAUUGCAAUUCUCGAAGAUAAUGAUGUUAUCGGUUUCAAUGUUUUAGCAGGGGGUGGUAUGGGUUCUACUCAUAACAACAAGAAAACAUACCCAAGAACUGGUUCAAUGUUUGGAUUUAUACCAAAAGAUCAAAUUCAUAUUGCAUGUGAAAAAAUUAUGUUAGUACAAAGAGAUUUUGGUGACAGAACUAAUAGAAAACAUGCAAGAUUAAAAUAUACUAUCGAUGAUUUAGGAAUCGAAGUUUUCAAAUCAAAAGUUGAAGACUUAUUAGGUUAUAAAUUUGGUGAACCAAAACCGUUCAAAAUAGAUAAUAAUGUUGAUCAUUUUGGUUGGUGUAAAGAUGAAUUAGGUUUCAAUCAUUUUACUGCUUUUAUUGAAAAUGGUAGAAUUGAAGAUACUCCAGAGUUACCACAAAAGACUGGAUUGCGUGAAAUUGCUAAUUAUUUGCAAACAAACAAUAAAUCAGGUGAAUUUAGAUUGACUGGUAAUCAACAUAUUGUUUUAUCAAAUAUAAAAGAUGAAGAUUUAUCAAUUAUAAAACAAUAUUUGGCAAAAUAUAAAUUAGACAAUACUGAAUUUUCUGCCUUAAGAUUAUCAUCAGCUGCUUGUGUUGCUUUCCCAACUUGUGGUUUAGCAAUGGCUGAAUCUGAACGUUAUUUACCAAAAUUAAUUACAAAGUUAGAAGAUGCAUUAGAAGGUUAUGGAUUAAGACACGAUUCAGUAGUUAUGAGAAUGACUGGUUGUCCAAAUGGUUGUGCAAGACCUUGGGUUGCCGAAGUUGCAUUAGUUGGUAAAGCGUUGGGGGCAUAUAAUUUAAUGUUGGGUGGUGGCCAUCAUGGUCAAAGAUUGAACAAAAUUUAUAGAUAUUCUAUCAAAGAAGAUGAAAUAUUGGAAAUUUUAACGAAUUUGUUUGAGAGAUGGAGUAAAGAAAGAGAUGAUGGUGAACCAUUUGGUGAUUGGGUUAUUAGAGCAGGAAUUAUUAAAGAAACUACAGAAGGUAAAUAUUUCCAUGAAGAUAUUCCUGAGGACGCUUAG